Pan troglodytes (chimpanzee) is the source of this 3939-nucleotide messenger RNA. RefSeq names its product opioid receptor kappa 1 (gene OPRK1). The coding region runs from base 233 to 1375 and encodes 380 amino acids. Lineage: Eukaryota; Metazoa; Chordata; Mammalia; Primates; Hominidae. Gene Ontology annotation, cellular component: plasma membrane; neuron projection. The transcript is spliced from 4 exons. The record is from RefSeq and is a predicted model, not a curated record. Gene Ontology annotation, molecular function: neuropeptide binding; dynorphin receptor activity. Gene Ontology annotation, biological process: neuropeptide signaling pathway; G protein-coupled opioid receptor signaling pathway; sensory perception of pain.
AGUAGUGGGAGACGCGCGCUGAGAGGCGGGGGCUGCGCUCGGCGGAACAGCAGCCCUCGGGCGGAGAGCGGGGCCGGGGUCCGAGAGCAGGUGACGCCAAGAGCUGAGCGGGACUCGCGCGGUUCAGCACCUACCAGGGCGCCCGCUAAAAAACCUCGCCUUCGCCUGUCUCUGGGAACCAUAGCCCCGCAGGUGCCUCCUGUCCUCGCCUUCCUGCUGCAAUCGCCCCACCAUGGACUCCCCGAUCCAGAUCUUCCGCGGGGAGCCGGGCCCUACCUGCGCCCCGAGCGCCUGCCUGCCCCCCAACAGCAGCGCCUGGUUUCCCGGCUGGGCCGAGCCCGACAGCAACGGCAGCGCCGGCUCGGAGGACGCGCAGCUGGAGCCCGCGCACAUCUCCCCGGCCAUCCCGGUCAUCAUCACGGCGGUCUACUCCGUAGUGUUCGUCGUGGGCUUGGUGGGCAACUCGCUGGUCAUGUUCGUGAUCAUCCGAUACACAAAGAUGAAGACAGCAACCAACAUUUACAUAUUUAACCUGGCUUUGGCAGAUGCUUUAGUUACUACAACCAUGCCCUUUCAGAGUACGGUCUACUUGAUGAAUUCCUGGCCUUUUGGGGAUGUGCUGUGCAAGAUAGUAAUUUCCAUUGAUUACUACAACAUGUUCACCAGCAUCUUCACCUUGACCAUGAUGAGCGUGGACCGCUACAUUGCCGUGUGCCACCCCGUGAAGGCUUUGGACUUCCGCACACCCUUGAAGGCAAAGAUCAUCAAUAUCUGCAUCUGGCUGCUGUCGUCAUCUGUUGGCAUCUCUGCAAUAGUCCUUGGAGGCACCAAAGUCAGGGAAGACGUCGAUGUCAUUGAGUGCUCCUUGCAGUUCCCAGAUGAUGACUACUCCUGGUGGGACCUCUUCAUGAAGAUCUGCGUCUUCAUCUUUGCCUUCGUGAUCCCUGUCCUUAUCAUCAUCGUCUGCUACACCCUGAUGAUCCUGCGUCUCCAGAGCGUCCGGCUCCUUUCUGGCUCCCGAGAGAAAGAUCGCAACCUGCGUAGGAUCACCAGACUGGUCCUGGUGGUGGUGGCGGUCUUCGUCGUCUGCUGGACUCCCAUUCACAUAUUCAUCCUGGUGGAGGCUCUGGGGAGCACCUCCCAUAGCACAGCUGCUCUCUCCAGCUAUUACUUCUGCAUCGCCUUAGGCUAUACCAACAGUAGCCUGAAUCCCAUUCUCUACGCCUUUCUUGAUGAAAACUUCAAGCGGUGUUUCCGGGACUUCUGCUUUCCACUGAAGAUGAGGAUGGAGCGGCAGAGCACUAGCAGAGUCCGAAAUACAGUUCAGGAUCCUGCUUACCUGAGGGACGUCGAUGGGAUGAAUAAACCAGUAUGACUAGUCGUGGAGAUGUCUUCGUACAGUUCUUCAGGAAGAGAGGAGUUCAAUGAUCUAGGUUUAACUCAGAUCACUACUGCAGUCUGACAUGAAAAGAUAGAAUUUAAAAUAAACUUUUAGAGAUCUCAUGGUCUGAAGUCAUCAGAUGCAGACCACAUUCGUGAUCAGUGGAAACAUCAAGGACAAAAGGUCCACGCAACACAUGCACCUCUUCUCUAGGGCACAGAAGCGAGGCAGAGCCUCAGUUCCUCUGAUGAACAAGGGAACAGGUCUUUUCCUUCUGGUUUGCUAGGUAAGGUUCAGCACCCAUCUGCUGUGGCCUUCCUAUGAAAUGUAGUUUCAAAAGCUCGGUUUAAGAAAAAAGGAAAAGAAAAAACAUGGCUUUCAGAGCUCAAUGGGCAUCCAAUCCAGAUGUUUCACAAUGACAGCAACAACCUCCAACGGAAUGGGAACUAUUUCCAGGGUUCAUGCCCAGCUCACUGUAUGCUGUGUGGACAUGCAUUUCAUGUGGCUGUGUGGUAAGAAUUACAGCUUACAUAUGGCUUGGACCCACAUCUGAGGAAUCUGAUGUUCACUUAUAUCAGAACAUUAUCUUGCUAUUUAUGAAAUUAUUUAAACAUUCAAAAGAUUGUUUUUUAACAUGGUUUAAUUUCUCAAAAACUACAGUUUUUUUUCUUAGCAUGCUAUUCAGGUAGACAGUCUUAUAAUAAAGCAUGUCCCAUUGUCAAGAAACAUAAAGUGGUGUGAAUACCACUGAAAAUAUAUAUAUAGUAUCUUCUGUAAAUAAUAGUACCUGUGUGAAUAAGGAAUAGGCUUGCCUCCCAGCCAGGCAAUUUCCUGAGGGCACACUAAUGAUAUCCCCUGAGUUGCUAAGUUGAUGCUGAGACAUUUUGCUGGGAAUUAGUCAUGGCAUGAUCUCUUUCAGACUCCCUGAAUACCAUUUAGUCCUGUAACAGUGCUCACAACUCAUGUGUUAAUGAAUCACAAAGGCUUUAACUAGCUCCCAGGUUGUAGCCUUCGCAGGAUCUAGUUUAUUUGCCACAUCUCUUUAUGAACAUAUAGCGAUUCGCAGAUCUCUCUAUUCACGGAGAGGAAGGUGUUUUGCUUCUGUAGAUCUCAAGGUACUAUUUUGUGGCUCUCAGCAGGAAGUAGAAUUGUUCCUAAAUGUGUGCUGAAUGAGGACAUGAUGUCCCUCCUGGUGCCAGGACACAUCCUGCAUGGCAUUCUGUGAAGGGCAUACCUGCUGAGGAUAAUGCCAGGAGCAGCAAAUUUAGGGUAAUUUUGCUAAAACUUCCAGAUGACAUAUAAAUUCCCUCUUUUCCCCCCUGAAACUUACCAUUUCAGAGGUAAUGGCUUUUUCUGUAAUUUGCCUGAGAAGAAAAAAGGGAUAAUUUAGAAAUAACACUCCAAGCCUAUAUAUUAUUAGGGCUGCAUCCUCUGGAAUUUAAUAGAAAAAUUGAAUAUAUAGCCCUAUGUAACUACAGACAUCAUUACAACUGUUAAGUUCUGUUCACCAUGCAAGUUCUCAGUGGUGUAUGUACUCUCACCUUUUGGAAACAAAACCUUGCAUUGAAGGUUUUACACACGGCUUCAGAAUGUUACUCUGACCAUGUUUGCCUCUACUCCAGAUUAUCAUGGCACCUAACACAGAUGACAUAUGGCAGAAUGGAAGUGAUUUCUCCUAAUGAAAAUGAAGUGCUCUUUUGAGUAUUUCUUGUUUUAUUGAGAUUCCUAUAUGCCCUUGUAUUUUUAUAACUGAAUGUAAAUAGGAAUGGCUUAAAUACUGGUUUACACUAAUCCCAUAGUUAAAAAUCUUGGCUAUGGUACAGAAAGGAUAUCUAUAUAGAGGAUAGUUCCAGAAACAAGCCCUGGUGAAAUAGGAAAUAUAAAAACUUCUUUAUGGAACAGGAAAACCCAAGAGACUUUCUCGUCAGAUUCCUUUCCAGUGCAAAGUAUAACAGAGAUAGGAUUAUGAGAUGAAAUCACAGUAGUGUGUUCCUUUUAAUUUUUUCUGUCGUCUUUUUUUUUUUUUUUGAGACGGAGUCUCGCUCUGUUGCCCAGGCUGGAGUGCAGUAGCACAGUCUUGGCUCACUGCAACCUCCACCUCCUGGGUUCAAGCGAUUCUCCUGCCUCUGCCUCCUAAGUAGCUGGGAUUACAGGCGUGCACUGCCAAGCCUGGCUAAUUUUUGUAUUUUUAGUAGAGACGGGGUUUCACCAUGUUAUGCAGGCUGGUCUCAAACUCCUGACCUCAGAAUAUUCACCCGCCUCGGCCUCCCAAAGUGCUGGGAUUACAGGUGUGAAUGGCCACGCCUGGCCUGUUUCCUUUAAGUUAGCACUUCACGUGCUCUUACAGCGUUAAUUGCCAUUAUUGGUUUGCCUGAUUUUCCUGCAUCUCCUCAUAUGUAAGUCUGCAGCCCAAGGAGAGAAUAGUAGCUGUAUGUGCCCACAAGGGGUGUCCAAGCUUCUUGAUUCUUGUUAAUAUUGACUCCCCAACAUUGAAAAAGGAGUGAAGAAGGGAAUAUCAUUUUAGGGUACUGCUUUAAAGGAAUGAUAAAGUAAACAAC